AAUUGUCUGUUGAAGCCUAGGUGGUAAAAUGUUUUUCCUCCACAAUUCCAGAGCCUUUCUGCUACUACUAUUUGCAGUCUUUGCGCUUACCAGCUCCAUUAAUUCACAGGCAGAGCCCACCCUCAGACACAAAGAUUGUUAUGGAACAAAUGGGACCGCCAACGCCAGUUUCAAUUCCAACCUCGCAAGUCUGUUUGAAUCUUUCCUAUCUAAAGCUUCCCAAAACUACAGCUUCUACAACGAUAGCUCUAAUAUUGGCACCUACGGCCUCUACCUAUGCCGAGGUGAUGUUUUAAUGAAUCCUGCAAAAGCUGUGUCAGCUCUGCGACACUGAAAAUCAUAAAUCUGUGUCCAUCUAGUACAGAAGCCAUCAUAUGGUACGAUGAGUGCACGUUACGGUAUGCCGAAGUUAAUUUCUUCGGUGAGCCAGAUACUGGGCCAUUGUUUAUCAUGUAUAAUAUGGAGAAUACUACCUCACCUGGCAAAGCUAACAAUUAUGCACGCGCUUUGUUCGACCAACUAAUAGGGCGUGUCAAUGAAAAAGACAGGUUUUUCGAGACUGAUGAACAGAUAGUGAAUAUUGGUGGUAGAUCCUUGCCAAGCUAUGGGUUUGUGCCGUGUACGAGAGAUCUUAAUGUUAGCUCAUGCAGAGAGUGCUUAAACGACUUGAUGGUUGAAGCUGAAGAUUGUUGCGAAUCCAAAAUCGGGUGGCGCAUCUCAGGCCCAAGUUGCUCCCUGAGGUAUGAGAACUACUCUUUAACUGCGUCACCACCAGCACCAUCACCAUCACCACUGCCGCCGUCCCAAUCCCUGCCUGCAGCACCACAGCUGAAGCCUGAUAAUGGAGAUGGAGGAAAGAAGAAAACAAAGACAGUAAUCAUUUCUAUAUCAUCACUUGCAUCAAUUGCAGUAGUUGCAGCUCUCUUGGGUUUCUGGUGUUAUACAUCCUCUGGCACGAGGAAACGAGAACAAGAUAGGGAAACUAGUCAAGAAAUUCCAUUACAAAAUAAUUUGUCAAGGUCAGUUUCAAGGCGCUUAAUGGAUGGUAGUAUGGAUGCAAGGGAAGAUGACGACAGUGGAGAAAUGCAUUACUUCAAUUUAACUACCAUGGAGACUGCCACAAAGAAUUUCUCUGAUGUGAAUAAGCUUGGAGAAGGUGGUUUUGGCCCGGUUUACAAGGGCAUGUUGAUUAAUGGAAAGGAAAUAGCAGUUAAAAGGCUUUCAAAGCAGUCUAAACAAGGUCUUGAAGAGUUCGAGAACGAAGUGAUUUUAAUUGCAAAACUUCAGCACAAAAAUCUAGUGAGGCUAUUGGGAUGCUGCUUGGAAAAAGGUGAAAAGAUUUUAGUCUAUGAAUACAUGUCCAACACCAGUUUGGAUGCCUUCUUGUUUGAUAAAAAAAAAUGUAAGGAACUAGACUGGGCUAAGCGCACAAAUAUUGUCAAUGGGAUCGCUAAGGGCCUUCAAUAUCUACAUGAGGACUCUCGGCUCAAAAUCAUCCAUAGGGAUAUGAAAGUGAGUAAUGUGUUGUUAGAUGAUGAUAUGAACCCAAAGAUAUCAGAUUUUGGCACUGCUAGAAAUUUUAGAAGCAAUCAAAUAGAGGCCAACACUAUGAUAGUCAAGGGCACAUAUGGAUAUAUGGCACCAGAGUAUGCAAGGGAGGGACAAUUUUCAAUAAAGUCCGAUGUUUAUAGCUUCGGAAUUCUAAUGCUAGAAAUUGUAAGUGGAAAAAAGAACAGUGACUUCUAUCGUCCGGAGUGUGCACAAAGCUUUCUAUCAUAUGUACGGCAACUAUGGAAUGAAGGCAAAGGCUCAGAGUUAAUAGAUCAGGCCAUAGUUGAUACUUGUCCUAUAACUGAGGCUCUAAGAUUGAUCCAUAUUGCAUUGUUAUGUGUUCAAGAAGAUCCAAAUGAUAGACCUAUCAUGUCAAGGGUCAUUCUCAUGCUUGGAAGCAAUUCGAUAAAUCUUCCUCAGUCAUUAGCACCUCCAUGUUCUGGAGAUAGGUUAAUCAUAUCUGAUCAAUCUUCCAUACGUAGCACUGGAACAGAAUAUGUGUCAACUGAUCAAUCUUCAACAAGUGCUUCUGGCUAGUUGUUACGACUGAAGAAAGGAUUGCACUGUUGUCUGAUGGAAGGAGAAGGUUACAUGAAAGGCUUGGCAUUUGUGGAAAACUAUUGCAUUUGAAAUUCAUAUUUGGAUUAUUGUGGAGUUGUUGCUGUAUUUGUAUAUGAAUUCUUGUUGUUUAGAUAAAGACUGUAUUUGAAUUGGUAUUUGUAUUUGAGUUUCUAAGUAGUUGAGUCCCUCUAGGAUUAUUUGUUAGUAUUUGAAUCUCCUUAGGAUUAUCUAUUGUUAUCUGUUUGUAUUUGAAUUCCCCAGGACUUAUAUUUAACGUAGAAUGCAAUUAAUAAAGUAGCAGAGAAUUAU
This is a messenger RNA of Quercus robur (English oak), 2421 nucleotides long. Its product is annotated as cysteine-rich receptor-like protein kinase 44. The record is from RefSeq and is a predicted model, not a curated record. The transcript has 7 exons. Bases 451 to 2088 code for a protein of 545 amino acids. Gene Ontology annotation, molecular function: ATP binding; protein kinase activity. NCBI's taxonomy places the organism in Eukaryota, Viridiplantae, Streptophyta, Magnoliopsida, Fagales, Fagaceae. Gene Ontology annotation, biological process: protein phosphorylation.